AUGGAUAACAAUCGAGGUCGAUCCCCUUCGAGGGGAAAUGCCGCCCAGCAUAUCAGUCCUCAGCCUUCUCCCAAUCAUUACCAGACCUCAGGUGUUCAAGGCGUUGAUCCCUCCGUUCAGCAAGCCCUGACGACUGGCAAAUUCAAUACGGCCCAACAGCUGUUCAACAACCCCUUUCUACAUCAGCAACAACAACAUCAGGGAGGUCUCCAACCGGGUUCCACCGACCCCAACUUCUACAAUACGACCAAUUACCAACAGAAUCUUUUCUCCGACUCUCAGUACGGAGGUCAGACACUGGAUCCCAACUAUACAAACAACUUCAUGUAUCAAGGCGACGACAUGAACAACAACUUCCAACAGCCCUACUCCCUCAACAAUGCCUACGAUGUCAAUCCUCAACCCAACAUCAAUCCUGCCGAGUUGAGUAAAGUCUCCUCUCCACAAGAUCAUCAAUCACCAAAUCUUUUCCCCCCUGAAACAACUCAUAGCUCGCGACCUACUUCCCCCGCUUCGACAAAUGGUCAAUUCUACACCCCUCAGCACUCGAGACAUGUGUCUUUAGACCCUAACAGCGCCUAUGGAGAUGUCUAUGCUGGGGCCAAUUUUCAACAGCAUCGCAGAGCUCCAUCUGAUAAUUCUGAUAUCCCAUCGGCCCAGCAUUCCCCUUAUCUCGCUCAUUCGGAACUCCAUGAUGUCGGUAGCCAUUCUCCUUAUCUCCCAGCUCAACCUGACACCAGCAAUGCUUUUGGCUUGGAGAGUUUUACUUUGACUGAACAAGCCUAUCGGUCUCCCAGGUUGAUGCCGCAUAUGACGGAGAAUCAGCAAGUGGGAAUUGGCAUGAAUCCAGACUUGACCUUGAGUCAACCACUUGGUGUUCCGGGCUCCGAUGUCUUCUCUAAUCAGACAAAUUUCGUACAGCCGCCCAUCCUACCUAGCAAUCAUAUGCGCAAUACCUCAGUGGUCUCUGAUAUCGGUCAGGCCGAUUUGUUUGAACCACCGACCAUUAACAUUGAACCCGCUCCAGUCUCAAGACAGCAGAGCUUUGGACCACAGGCUGAGGGUACCGAGGGCGCCUUGAGCCCUCCCAACAACACAGGUAGAGGUCGUAAUCGUAGCAAAUCCGAUUCAACCUUUACGCGGCCCUUUUCUCGAUCAGCCUCUCCUGGGCUUCAAUCAACCAAUGUCACUUCGAGCCUUUCUGUUCAUUCGCGAUCUCCAGACAGGGAGAGAGGUUCGGUAUCUCGAGAUUCGUCGCCAGGACCUGGCGUGGCUUCCGGUCGUGUGGAGAAGAAUCGACGUGCUUCAACAUCCUCUGUGAGCCAAAGUAGAGAUUACAUCCUCGACCUUGCAGACCCCAACAGACCAAAUGCUCCACCCGGUACGAGUACCCGAGUUCAGAAACAUCCUGCCACAUUUCAAUGCACUCUCUGCCCGAAGAAAUUUACUCGGGCAUACAACCUACGCUCUCAUCUACGCACACACACUGAUGAGCGACCCUUCGUAUGUACUGUUUGUGGAAAGGCUUUUGCAAGACAGCACGAUCGAAAGCGCCAUGAAGGGCUACACAGUGGUGAAAAGAAAUUUGUCUGUAAAGGUGAACUUCAUUCAUCACCUGGGCAACAUUGGGGAUGCGGGCGCAGAUUUGCAAGAGCCGAUGCACUUGGACGACAUUUCCGCUCUGAAGCAGGUCGAGUCUGUAUCAAGCCUCUUCUGGAGGAGGAGAGACAGGAGAGACAGAACAGACACAUGAUGGAACAACAACAGCAACAACAGCAGGCCCACUACAUGCAAGGUGGACUACAGCCAGUUCCCCAGCCUAUGAUGGUCGGCAUGGAUCCCAGUACUGGUGCAGGAGGAUUUUCCUUACCAGCAGCACUCUUGGCACAAUACCCUGCGCUGCAAAAUAUCGAUUGGUCACAAGUUCCAACCAGUGACGACCCAGGAGAUCUCAGCGAUGUUGGAAUGGGUCGAGCCAGUUUUGAUGGCUCGAGUGGUGGCGAAUACUAUGAUGACGAGCUCAAUGACGGUUAUGUCAGUGCCUCUGGUAUUGACUUUUCGAAUCCUGGACAAAACCAAAUGUACUUGGGCGGCAAUUAA
Messenger RNA from Exophiala bonariae, 2100 nucleotides. RefSeq lists its product as uncharacterized. Lineage: Eukaryota; Fungi; Ascomycota; Eurotiomycetes; Chaetothyriales; Herpotrichiellaceae. Gene Ontology annotation, biological process: regulation of transcription by RNA polymerase II. Bases 1 to 2100 code for a protein of 699 amino acids. Gene Ontology annotation, cellular component: chromatin; transcription regulator complex; PcG protein complex. The record is from RefSeq and is a predicted model, not a curated record. Gene Ontology annotation, molecular function: DNA-binding transcription factor activity, RNA polymerase II-specific; RNA polymerase II cis-regulatory region sequence-specific DNA binding. The transcript is spliced from 2 exons.